Molecule: messenger RNA, 2586 nt
Organism: Peromyscus californicus insignis
Lineage: Eukaryota; Metazoa; Chordata; Mammalia; Rodentia; Cricetidae
Gene: Pasd1
Product: PAS domain containing repressor 1
Exons: 14
Coding region: 111-2096 (661 amino acids)
Biological process (GO): negative regulation of DNA-templated transcription; negative regulation of circadian rhythm; circadian regulation of gene expression
Cellular component (GO): CLOCK-BMAL transcription complex
Molecular function (GO): DNA-binding transcription factor activity, RNA polymerase II-specific
Source: RefSeq, a predicted model, not a curated record
ACAAAAUAACAAAAUAUUUUCCUAAAUUAUAAGUUUGAGGAAUAUAACAUUGACUGCUAAUUAUCUUAAUAUAACACCUCUCCUUUUUUUUCUGAAAAGGAGUAUUAAAUAUGAGAAAAAACUUUGGCCAAAAUGAAGUUCCUGUCUUCAAAACCUAUGAAGAAUUUCAUAAGACAGUUCUUCGGUCAUUUGAAAGCAUUUCAAUUGUACUGAACAUAGAUGGAAAAAUUGUUUUUAUAUCACAGAAUGUAUCACCUCUUCUUGGCCAUCGACCAGAAGAUAUUGUGGGGAAGACUUUAUUAAAUAUUCUUCUUGAUGAGGAAAAAGAAGAAAUAUCUCAGAAGGUCAUUCUUAAUCUUCCUUUGGCAAAGUCAGUUGGCAACCUUAUUGAAUUUUGCUGCUAUGUAAGAAAAGGAAAUGCCAGCAGGGAUGCUCUGGAUACAUAUGGUUACAGGAACAUGUACAAAGGCAGGGACACAUAUGAGUAUGUAAAAUUCAUCUUGUACCUGCAGGAUUCUUAUGACGAGUCAUUUGCAUUUUUUGGAAACUAUGGUCCAAAUAGCAGAAGCAUUCAAUCAUCAACUCCAACAAUGUUAUGGGAUCAGCAGUACUAUCUUGUGGGAACCAUUUCAGUUCUUUGUACAAAGCCUGAAUCAAAAAAUCCUGUUGAAAUUCAACCCACUGUUAUAGUUAUUGAAUCGGAUGAUGACUCUGAUAUACAGCACCGCAGGCUUCGAAAACGACGCAAGAGGAAGGGAAUUCAAAGGAAUCGCAAGGCUAAAUAUUUGAAAACAAAGCAUCCUGUAUCAGUUAACGAAGUUGAGAUUAUAGAUAUUCAACCGGCUACUCGACAAAUUCCAUUUGAAUUAGUUCAGAUCAGGCCACCAUCUCAAUCAAGUACAUGCACAAUAAUAAGUCUAGAUACAAGCGAGAGCACAACAACAAGCACUUCAUCCAUAGAAUUUUCAGCAGCAUCGUUUUCAUCAGGUUCUACAUUUGGACAAGGCUCUAUGAUAGAUCCAAAGUACUUUCAAGAUCCCAUGGACAAAGAAUUUGAAGUAGCUCCAGAAUUUCUUCUCAGUGACAGCGAAGAAGAACAGGCUUCUCCAGAACAAAGAGAAUGCAGUAAUGAGAAUGUGAAGAAACCCUUGGAAGAGGCAACGGGCUCUAAUCGAAAAGACCAUGUUAUUCAUGAAGUGCCUGGUCCUUCAGAUGAAGUUUCCUGUGUGGUACUAGAACAAAUUGAAGUUAACAAAGACCCUAAAAUCCAAGAACCCAUCGUGGACCAAGGACAAGAACAUCAAAAGAUAGUUGAGACAGCCCCAAAGUGUACAAGCACAGUAGUACAACCUGUGCACCCAAAGGCAUUGGUGGAACCUAGGGUGCGCAGAGAUUUGCCAGCCACUGUUGUAACUGAGCCAAGAAGACCACGUCACUUCCAGCGUCCACUUUUGGGAGAAAGGUUUGCCCAACUCUGUGGCCCACGGGUGAGGACACAGGUCUAUGAUUUGAGUAUAAGUAGAUCCUUCCAUGAGGAACCAACUUCUUACAGAGAUAUUGAAGAAGAGGAGAGGGAACAAGAACAAUGUGUAUAUGAGUUGGCUCAACGUAUUGAGAUGCUUCGCAAUUUACCAUACCAACGGCCGAUGGCACAGCAACAGAUGGGGCAAAGACAAGAAAAUCAGGUAUAUCGGCCACGAGAUCAGGUGGUAACCGUUACUAAUGACCUGGGACGACUUCCCACUACUUCCUUUGGAAACAAUAACUCUGCACAUCCACGAAGUGAGACACAGAGAUUUUGUGCUGAUAAUGCCAAUCAUACUCCUCCACUGCUGUAUCGCCCAUUGGCAAGGCCACGUCAAACAACACCACUGCCAUAUCAACCAGUAGCAGAGACAUAUCAACCUCUGGCAGCAACCAAUCACUCAGCAGCAGCAGUGACAAGUCACCCAUCUGCAAGUUCACAACACCCAUUAGCAAUGUCACAACUUGCCUCUUCUAACCCCCGAAGAGAGAAUGGGCCACACUUGAUUCAGCCUGGUCAAGAAAAUUCUGGUUGUUUUCAGGCUGAAGAGAACAUUGAUCCUCAUCCAUGAGGGGAAGAUGAGGCAGAAGACAGACCACCAGAUGGUCUGUGUGGGAAAGGGACAUACAAAAUGGGCAGAGUCCCUUUAUGGGAGAGGGAGGGUGGGUUUUUUUUUUCUCUAUUUACCAAUUGAGUUUCUAAUUAUUUUUAAAGCAUAAUCAGUUUAUUGGAAAUGAUGCUACAGAAGCAAACUGUCACAUCCCACUUUGGGUGUGAUAACAAGUAUUCACUGGCCCCUGCUUGCCCCAAGCUAUUUCAUGUGGCAAGCUGACUUCAAUGGACAUAUUUUCAGGGGACUUUUGGCCAAAAUAAAAAAUGCCACAUAAGUUUGCAAUAUGGAAAAAGUUAUUCACACCAUGUCCUUUUCCCAAAUUCUGGGGUCUUAAUCUUGAUUUAUUCCCACCUCCCUUCUGUAGCCCUAUAACCCUGUUACAUUGGGUAACAUAUGUGAAAUAGAUAUCCAAUUGUGAGAAAUUAAUAUCUGCUCAAAAUAAGGUACA